Athalia rosae (coleseed sawfly) is the source of this 2010-nucleotide messenger RNA. It is a transcript of the gene Cyp304a1, whose product is annotated as probable cytochrome P450 304a1. Gene Ontology annotation, molecular function: iron ion binding; monooxygenase activity; heme binding. NCBI's taxonomy places the organism in Eukaryota, Metazoa, Arthropoda, Insecta, Hymenoptera, Athaliidae. The record is from RefSeq and is a predicted model, not a curated record. The coding region runs from base 56 to 1585 and encodes 509 amino acids. The transcript has 7 exons.
ACACAGACUGCUCUUGUACUUUCUAGCAAGAACAUCACAAGUAUCUUACUCAAUUAUGGUAGCGUUAGCGAUAGUAUUGUCAUUCAUCGCAAUCCUCUUGUUUCUGUACCAAGUCUAUCGACUUAAUUCUGACAAACCUUCCGAAAACGAAGCACCAGUUUUACCUCGACUCCCGAUAUGGGGUAGUUACUGGUUCCUACUUUGGGGAAAUUACAAAUACCCACAUCGAACGAUUCAAUAUUAUGCGGCAAAGUACAAAUCUAAUGUAGUAGCAUGUUGGUUGGGUUCGUAUUACACGGUUAUUGCAACUAAUUACCAGAGUAUAAAGGAAUUAUUGUCAAAAAAGGAGUUUGACGGAAGAUUGGCCGAGGCUUACAUAUUCAAAGCGAGAGCUUUCGGACGAAAAUUGGGGGUAUUUUUCACUGAUGGAACAGCAUGGAGGGACAAAAGAAGAUUCACUCUUAGAUAUAUGAGAGAUUAUGGAUUUGGUCGACGAAUGGAAAAAGCUGAGAAUGACUUCGCAGAAGAAUUGAGCACGUUAAUAGAUACAUUGAAAAAUGGUCCGAUCAAUGACGAGGAGCGGGAGCUUUGGAAAGACGGUGAUAAAGUAAUGUUCCCUAAAAUUUUAUUGCCCAUAGCGGGUAAUUUUUUUUUGACGAUAUUCACUGGCGAACGGUUUCCAAGAUCGGAACAUGGUGUACUACGGAAAGUCGCAGAAUCGGCAAAACAAUUCCAACAACACAGCGACACAACCGGGGGCGCAAUAUUGCAGACUCCGGGGUUACGACAUUUUGCUCACGGAUUCUCCUUCCCAGGAUUUUUAAAAGGAUCUUAUGGGAUAACUGACUUUAUUCGGUCAUGUUUGAGGACAAGCCAAGAAUCAUUCAUUUCGGAAGCAGAAAGAGGUUUCGUCGAUGUGUGCAUCAAAAGAAUGAAAGCUGCGGAAGGGUCAUUCCAGUUGACAGAGGAAGAGAUACUUAUGGUGGGAACGGAUUUCAUUUUUCCUGCAUUAACGGCAAACCCAUGGGCCGUGACAAAUUUCAUAAAACACAUGAUGCACUAUCCCGAUAUAUUGCAAAAAGUUCAAAAAGAAAUUGACACAGUGGUAGGAAGGGACAGAUUGGUGACGUUAAAUGACAGAAUGAAUUUACAUUAUACCGAAGCAACUAUACGUGAAAUUUUGAGAUUCGAUACCAUGACUCCUUGGUCGGUAGCGCACAGAGCGUUGGAGAGUGGAGAACUGGCUGGCUUUCAUAUCCCACAAAACACUGUGUUGAUAAGCGAUCUAUACUCUAUGCAUCAUGACCCAAAGUUCUGGGGAGAUCCAGAAAAUCUUAGACCCGAAAGGUUUCUGACUGAGGAUGGGUGCUUAGGAAAAGACCACUCCCUACCCUUUGGUGCAGGAGGAAGACUUUGUGCUGGUGAGACAUUUGCCAGGCAAUUUUUGUUUCUCACUUUUUCAACACUUAUUCAGAACUUUGAUUUUGGAUUUGUGGAUGGCGAACCUUCCUCACUGAAGGACAAGUUGCCGGGUUUUGCCGAGAGUCCAAAAGAUCUCUGGAUCAAAGUAACACCUCGUAAAUAGUAUCCAACUUCUACUAUGUGCAACAUUUAAUGUACGUAGUACGAUUGUUCAUUCCAUUUCUUUGCAAAAUAUUGCAACUGAAUGAAUGUAUCCAUUUUCGUUUCAUCGCUAUUCGUGAUUGGUAAAUUUUGAGAUGAAUCUGAUACAAAUUGUGCAAGAAAAGUUGCAAAAAUAGAAUAAUAUUAAUGGAAUAGAACGAAAAAAGAAGAUCAUAAAAGUGGCUGCUAAUCGUAUCUAUGAAUAAGGAUUUAUUUACUGAGGUUAUAGUUAACUGAAAGAAUAUUUUCAACAGAUGAUAAUUUUAUUGUCACCUUAACGUUCAUGAGCUUCUCAGCAUAUAUUACAUACUCCACAGACUAUAAUAACUUUUCAGCAAUAAAUUUAGGUUAAAAAUAAGGAAAAAUAAAGAGAAUAAUAUCUCAAAA